This is a messenger RNA of Durio zibethinus, 2888 nucleotides long. RefSeq names its product pentatricopeptide repeat-containing protein CRR2, chloroplastic-like. Gene Ontology annotation, biological process: RNA modification. NCBI's taxonomy places the organism in Eukaryota, Viridiplantae, Streptophyta, Magnoliopsida, Malvales, Malvaceae. The record is from RefSeq and is a predicted model, not a curated record. Gene Ontology annotation, molecular function: RNA binding; protein binding; zinc ion binding.
UUAUGUAUUGGUACCAUAAAGGACGAUUUCUUAGGUGUGAUCAAUGAUCCCACAACAGCUUAGUCAGAUGUGGGAUAUGUUCUGUUUCAUGGAAAUUUUGUUUCCCACUACCUUGUAACUGUUGUAUGGUUCUCUUGUAUAUAUUUCCAUGGACAUGAAUUUUGCUGUCGAACUACAUAUCGGGUUUGGUACAUUUGUGUUAUAAUAAUUUAGGAAUAUUUUUUAGAUAUAUAUUUAAAAUUGUAGAGAUUUGAAUCUUUUUAAUUAAAAAAAGAACUAAUUCGAGAAAAUUUUUGUACAAAAUUGGCACGUGCUAUGCACGUGAGACAAAAAAUCUGACUUUAAAAGGAGAACAUGGAAGUUCAACAACCAGACAUCAAUCUGAGAUCAGUUCCCAAAAGACAAAUAGAAGUGAAGUGUGCUUUCGUUUGUGACCGAUGUGGGCGUUUAACACUCCCCCGCCAACGCAACCACCGUCACUGUUCAACCCGCCUCGUACUCCUCCUAAGCUCCCUUCCUCUUCUCUUACCUUAAACCCCUCGAUCUCCACCUCAACGCACAACAACAAUCAACUAAUCCAAUCCUUAUGCAAACAAGGCAACUUUAAACAAGCCUUCAAGCUCCUUUCCCAAGAACCCGACCCUUCUCAAAGAACCUACGAACUCCUUAUACUUUCUUGCGCCCACCAAAACUCCCUCUCCCUUGCCCAAUCCCUUCAUUCCCAUAUAUCCGAAAAUGGGUUUGACCAAGAUCCUUUCUUGGCUACCAAACUAAUUUCUAUGUAUGCUGCUUUGGAUUCCCUUGACGAUGCUCGCAAGGUGUUCGAUAAAACGCGUAAGAGAACGAUUUUCGUCUGGAAUGCGCUUUUUCGAGCGCUUACUUUGGCUAGUUCUGGAGAAGAAGUUUUUGGUUUAUAUAGAAAAAUGAAUAGAACUGGAAUCCCGUCGGAUAGAUUUACUUAUACUUACGUGCUUAAAGCUUGUGUUGCUUCUGAGUGUUUAGUUUCGCUUUUAAAGAAAGGAAAAGAGAUUCAUGCUCAUAUUUUAAGACAUGGGUUCGAAGCACAUGUUUAUAUUAUGACUACUUUGGUGAAUAUGUAUGCCAUGUUUGGUUGCGUUUCACAUGCGAGUUUUGUUUUUGGGAAGAUGCCUGUCAGGAAUGUGGUUUCUUGGAGUGCAAUGAUUGCGUGUUAUGCCAAAAAUGGGAAGGCGUUUGAGGCAUUGGAGCUUUUUAGGGACAUGAUGGUUGAGACUCAUGAUUCCUUUCCAAAUUCGGUUACUAUGGUUAGUGUUCUUCAAGCUUGUGCAGCUCUGGCUGCUUUGGAGCAAGGGAAGUUGAUUCAUGCUUAUAUUCUUAGGAGAGGGCUUGAUUCAGUUUUGCCAGUUAUAAAUACUCUUAUUACAAUGUAUUCGCGAUGUGGUAAACUUGAAUUGGGGCAACGGAUUUUUUAUCGGAUGGAGAAAAGAGAUGUUGUGUCAUGGAAUUCGUUGAUUUCGAGUUAUGGUGUUCAUGGAUUUGGGAAGAAAGCAAUGCAAAUUUUCCAAGAGAUGAUUGAUCAAGGUGUUUCGCCAAGUCCUGUAACUUUUGUCAGUGUUUUAGGAGCUUGCAGCCAUGCAGGUCUCGUUGAAGAGGGGAAAAGGUUGUUUGAGUCAAUGCGUAAAGAACAUGGAAUAUAUCCUAGUGUUGAGCACUAUGCUUGUAUGGUUGAUCUUCUUGGUCGUGCCAAUAGGUUAGAAGAGGCUGCUAAGAUUAUAGAUGAAAUGCGGAUUGAACCUGGAGCUAAGGUUUGGGGUUCACUUCUUGGCUCAUGUAGGAUUCAUUGUAACGUAGAGUUAGCAGAGAGAGCUAGCAGUAGGCUAUUCCAACUUGAACCCACAAAUGCUGGGAAUUAUGUACUUCUGGCUGAUAUUUAUGCAGAAGCUAAGAUGUGGGAUGAGGUAAAGAGAGUGAGGAAGCUGCUAGAAACUCGCUCGCUGCAAAAAAUUCCGGGCAGAAGUUGGAUCGAACUCAAAAGGAAAAUCUAUUCAUUUGUUUCUGUUGAAGAGCUCAACCCUCAGGUCGAACAGAUCCAAUCUUUCUUGAUUAAACUGUCUGCUGAGAUGAAGGAGAAGGGAUAUAUGCCGCAAACUAAAGUUGUGCUCUAUGAUCUCGAUGAAGGAGAGAAGGAACAGAUUCUAUUGGGUCACAGUGAAAAACGUGCAUUAGCAUUUGGACUUAUCAAUGCUAAUAAAGGGGAGACCAUUCGGAUAACAAAGAAUUUGCGGUUAUGUGAAGACUGCCAUUCAUUUACAAAGUUCAUUUCCAAGUUUGCAAACAAAGAGAUUCUGGUUCGUGAUGUGAAUCGCAUUCACCAUUUCCAGAAUGGAGUUUGUUCUUGUGGGGAUUAUUGGUAGUAAUAUGAACCCCCCCCCCCCCCUUUCUUGUCAUUUUAAGUUUUGGAAAAUAGGACUUUGGGGGAAAUAAUCUUUUAUCAUAAGACCAUAGAGAUAUUCACAGAUGUACAGAAACCAAGUUUAAUUGGUUUUUCAUUGUUAUGUCUUUUUCCCAUAAUUUUAUACUAUGAAUUCGGAUAACAUAUUUGCUUUACAUUGGCAUUAAAUUUUCCUUUUUUGCUUCAACUCACAAGUCAUGACCAGGGCUUUCCUAGUUGUCCAAACUUUCUGCAAAAGACAAAUUUUAUUUAUCGACUUUGUUGUGAAAUAAAGAAUAGCUGUUCUUGAUCACCAAUUCUGGUAGAAUUGAUUCCAAAGGCCUCAAAGUUCAACUCUCGAUUACAAUGGUACACAAACUACUCGAUUUUCACUUUAGCAAUCAUUUCAAAUAAGUAAAAAUGCCUGCAGAAACUAAACUCUGCGCAAGAACUGGUGCCGCAGAAUUCAUAAGCAAAU